GGCCAGAUUCUCCCCAAAAAUUGCAUAAAAAAAAAAGUAAAACUCAAGUCCCCGAUGCCGGAGAAAUCCCCGCCUAAAAUGAUAAAAUACAACAGCCCCAGUGUGUCCCCCCGGAUCAAUUCCGACCGAUUUUCCAAAUAAAAAAAUCCCCCCAAAAUGUCAAAUCUCCGCUCUCCCCCUCUCCCUCUCCCCGACCACCAAAAUAAAUCCCCAAAACUAUCAUUAAUUACCAUCGAGAGAGUAACCAUAAUCUUAACAAAGUGAUUUGCAUAAAGAAAUAUUUGUUUGUCAAUUUUAAUCUCAACCGCGUGACUCGAAGAGAAGAUCGACGAAAACGUUGAGCAUCUGCCAAAUUGCAAAAAUACAGGUGUAAAAAAUUCGGGGAGGAGAAUCGAUUAAACAAACGUACGAUACAACAAUCAUGAGAAUGACAAAUGAACAAACGAAAAGUUUUAAUAAAUAAAUCUAAAAAUAAUGACGACAAAAUUGGAAUUGGAAUUGCGCUGAAAAAUCUGGUGUCAUCGUUAGAGAUUUAAUGAUGAAUUUUAAUUCCUCUAGUUGAUCUGUUCAGACUGACAAAAAUUGAUCCAAGAUUUGAGGGUCGAAAAACAAAUGACUGAUAUAACUGGGACAAAAGGGAUUAUAAAACGGAAAUCCUCGCUUUGUAUUAAAAAUUCGUAGAUCCGAUUUGUCCAAUUAAAUGGAUUAGCGAUUAUCUGUGCUCAUGAGAACAACGAAUUGUGAAUAAUCUGAUAAUAAAUGAUAGAAAUUCUGGAGCCAGUGAUUAUUUAAAAUAUAGUGGUGAGAAAUUGCCAUUUCGACGGUGGAACAGUUUGCUCAAGGAAUUUUUAACAAUCUCAAAAUAGAAAUGCCAGUGAAUCUUGAUGCGAGCGAAAUGUCGAUUGAGUCCUCAACUCUCGGGGUAGACUCGAGUGUCAGGAUGUUCCAGGAUGCAGAAAUGGAGAGCAGUCAUGGAAACAUGACGUACGACAACAACGAAACCUUGAGAUUGUACCCCAAUGUAUCUAUCAACGAAGAGUAUAUUUUCGACCGAAUUGAUAUCAGGGUCAUAUUCAUUACGCUUUACUCCAUCGUAUUCUUCUUCUGCUUCUUUGGAAAUCUGCUGGUGAUUCUGGUAGUGAUGUACUCCAGACGAAUGCAGGGAAUAACGAAUUUUUUCCUGGCAAAUUUGGCCCUGGCAGACUUGUGCGUUGGUAUAUUCUGCGUCUACCAGACACUGAUAAAUUACUUGAUGAACUGCUGGAGGCUGGGUGAUUUCCUCUGCAAGACGUAUAUGUUUGUACCAGCGCUGUCGUACACCGCCAGCAUAAUGAUCCUUGUCUUGGUCUGCGUGGAGCGAUAUCUAGCCAUCAUUCACCCCAUAAAGUGCAGAUCAAUGCUCACGAGAGGUAGGCUGAGGGCUAUAGUAGCUGUUGUCUGGAUAUUAGCAGCUAUUUAUGCAUCACCAAGAUUCAUCUACGUGGAGACGUACCACCACGAGCUCAAAUCUGGAAGUCUCGACAUCAUCUGCAUGGCCAACAUGAAGAAGCACAACAGAAAUGUCCUCGACUUUGUCAAUCUCAUCCUCCUUUAUCUUAUUCCUCUGUUUCUUAUGUGCUGUCUGUACACGAGAAUUGCUAUUGGCCUUUGGAAAAGUAGUACUGCUUUCAGUGGACCUGGACUCGUCGCCAGGACGAGGAAUGGAAGGGUCCAACAUGUUCACGCUUCCAGUAAAAAUGUUCUCAAAGCUAGGAGAGGCGUUAUCAGAAUGCUGAUAGCAGUGGUGGUGAUGUUCGCAGUUUGCAAUUUUCCUCAACAAGCUCGUCUGCUAUGGCGCCAUUGGGAUUCAGGUUACGAAAGUAACUCCCACUUCAGUACAAUUCUAACAGUAUCAACAUUUCUCCUGUCCUACCUAUUAUUGAUUCAUAUUCGAAUUAUGAGGCUUUUUGUCAAGACUACGGAUUUUAUUGUGAAUAAUCACAGGAUUUUGCAAGAGAUUUAAUCGAAAUUGCGAUUUACUAGUCUAGUCUUGAGAUAACAAUAAAAAUGUGAACAUGAAAUUGUUUAUCGGGGAAUUUCAAUGUUUUGGAAAUGUUCUCUCGAAGUAGCUGCCCCUUUGCACUCGUUUCCCUGGAAAGCACUAGAAUUUUCUUAAGAAUUUCCUCGCGGAUGUGAUUCGCGUGAUGAGAGAAAAAGCUUUCAAAUAUCACUUCGCCAUUAGGAUGUUAUUGACGAUCGAUUCUUCGAAUUAUUUAACGAUCCAACGACUUGCCAUUUUCUAGUGAGCAAAGAAAAUAAUCCUUUUUCCUGGUAAAUAAUUAUUAUGUACAAGGAAUUUAAUAAAAAAAUUCAGUGAAUUCACUAGAACGUUCCCAGAUAUUCCCAGUGCUUUAAAAAAUAAUCUACAAGAGAUAAGGAUUCAAAACUAAAAGAGAAAUAUACCAAAAGAAAAAUAGAAUUGAGUCAACAAAAUUCUUUACUCAAUAUCUUAAUAAAAU
Fopius arisanus is the source of this 2498-nucleotide messenger RNA. RefSeq names its product allatostatin-A receptor. Lineage: Eukaryota; Metazoa; Arthropoda; Insecta; Hymenoptera; Braconidae. Gene Ontology annotation, cellular component: plasma membrane. The record is from RefSeq and is a predicted model, not a curated record. Gene Ontology annotation, molecular function: neuropeptide Y receptor activity. Gene Ontology annotation, biological process: G protein-coupled receptor signaling pathway.